This is a messenger RNA of Lycium barbarum (goji berry), 1059 nucleotides long. Its product is annotated as alpha-farnesene synthase-like. The transcript has 4 exons. Gene Ontology annotation, molecular function: terpene synthase activity; magnesium ion binding. The record is from RefSeq and is a predicted model, not a curated record. Bases 1 to 1059 code for a protein of 352 amino acids. NCBI's taxonomy places the organism in Eukaryota, Viridiplantae, Streptophyta, Magnoliopsida, Solanales, Solanaceae.
AUGGCUUGCAGAAACAUUAUGUCCAUUAUUUCGACCAUGCAGCCACAAAAACUUUAUACUAUAGAGAAGCAAAGUCAUCCUGAAAGGAGGAUAUCUACCUAUAAACCAAACAUUUGGAAAUAUGAUCAUCUACUUUCUCUUACAAGUGAAUAUUUUAAAAAGAAGUACAAAGUUGAAGCUGAGAAGCUAAAAAAGGAAGUGAUCAGUUGCACGUUUUCAAACACAAUUAGUCCACUGACCCUGCUAGAGCUUGUUGACAGAAUUGACAAAUUGAGCCUCGGUAGUUACUUUGAGGUUGAAACUAAGGAAGCUUUGGAAAAGAUAAUUAAGUGCACGUACAGUGGUGCUAAUUAUUCAAGUUCAAAGGAUCAUGAUGAGGAUCUCUAUGCUACUGUAUUGUGCUUCAGGCUCCUCAGGGAACAUGGCUACCAUGCUUCACAAGAUAUGUUAAAGGACUUGUUCGCUGGCAAAGGGAAACUCAUGACAAAGAAAGUCUCAGAUAUCAAAACAUUAUUGGAGCUUUUGGAAGGAUCAUAUCUGAGCAUGGAUGAUGAAAACUUACUGAACGACAUAAGAAUGUUCUCAACCAAAAACCUCAAGAAUUUAUCUAAAUCAAAUGUUGACAGAUUUAGUAGUACUAAUGAGGAAUAUAAUUUGAGCAAUAGCUUGAAGUGCAAUCCGUUGGCAUUGAGAGUGAGAUGGUACGAUGUUAGAAGACACCUUAGUGCUCAAGAUGAACUAGAAUGUUACACAAAUCCAAUGUUGUUGAAGUUGGCAAAACGUAACUUCAAUAUUAUUCAAGCCACACGCCAAAAAGAUCUUAAAGAUGUGAUAAGAUGGUGGAGGAAUCUUUGCAUAGUUGAAGAUUUGUCCUUUACAAGGGACAGGAUAGUAGAAAGCUUCUUUUACGCUGUAGGAAUUGCCUCUGAGCCUCAACAUGGAAGCAUGAGAAUAUGGCUCACCAAAGUGAUUCAAUUAAUUUUAAUUAUAGAUGAUGUUUAUGAUAUUUAUGGUUCAUUACCCGACGUGGAGCAAUUCACUCGUGCCAUAGAGAAGUAG